AUGGUUUUACAGAGAUUUGAUUGGUUGGUGAUCAGGUUUUUUCCUCUGGGCUUCCCUCCCACCAUCCGUCUGCUGCAGCUGACUCAGUCUGCUGAGAUCCUCUCCACCAGAACCACGACCAGAACCAGGAACAGAACCAGGACUGGGACCAGGACCAGGACCAGAACCAGAACCAGGACCAGAACCAGGACCAGGACCAAGACUGGGACCAGAACCAGAUCCUCUCCACCAGGACCAGGACCAGGACCAGGACCAGAACCAGAACCAGAACCAGGACCAGGACCAGGACCAGGACCAGGACCAGGACCAGAUCUGCUGAGAUCGUCUCCACCAAAGACCUACAGGAUGUACGGAGCGGCUCCACACGUGGAAGUCCCGAGCCGCCAGUGCGUGGUGGAGAUCCAGAACAAGAGCUCCUGCUGCUCCCUGACCGACCCUCGCGUCCACCUGGUCAGCGGCAGCAGCGAGGCUCCUCUGCCGCCGACGCUCAAGCCGUCCGAAGCCGGAAGCGCUCGCUUCGUCAAGUCGGUGGGGGCGCGCGGGUCGGUGGGCGUCUUCACCUACGACCUCGUCCACCAGUCCAGCAAACAGCACCGGGGCAAGAUGGCCGUCAUGUUCUCGGUCCCCUACGACUUCAACCUGUACUCCAACUGGUACGCCGUGGGGAUGUUCGGCGGGGACAAGCCCUGCGACAAGGACCUGUACGAGCUGAUGUACAAGGGCGGGGAGAAGGGCUUCGUCCGGGGCAAAGCUAAGGAGUCCGGGCUGACCCACAGGACGGACCGGGUCACCAUCAGGGCCACCAUGUCCGACAGCUACCGGCCCGUCCUGAAGGUGGACGUCUGCGACAACUGACACCCUGUUUCAGUCCAGUUACCCCAGUGCUGGGAGGAAAUCUGUCAAAAAUCAUAAAGAUUGUGCACUUGGUGACAAGUUUUUGAUAUUUGGCAUGUUAGUAAUAGACCAAAUUUAAAGGACCCGUCAAAAUCUGCUGAUUGACUUAAUCCUUUCAAAUAGGAAGGAAAACAUUACGGCCUCUGGGGUCUUUGCACUUGGUUUUAGUGAUUACUGUCUGUUGUAUGUAUACGCAGAUGUAAACGGAAAAAGUGCAGAUGUUUCUCAUGUUUGAUCAUUAAAGAGUCUGUUCAGACGUGAUGAAACAAUAAACUCUGAUCCAGUUUCA
Messenger RNA from Cololabis saira (Pacific saury), 1183 nucleotides. RefSeq lists its product as uncharacterized. Bases 1 to 855 code for a protein of 284 amino acids. The transcript is spliced from 3 exons. Gene Ontology annotation, cellular component: pore complex. NCBI's taxonomy places the organism in Eukaryota, Metazoa, Chordata, Actinopteri, Beloniformes, Belonidae. Gene Ontology annotation, biological process: monoatomic cation transport; cytolysis in another organism; pore complex assembly. Gene Ontology annotation, molecular function: channel activity. The record is from RefSeq and is a predicted model, not a curated record.